GCGCGCGGCUCCAGCCUGCGCGUGCUUGUGGCCUGCGCCUCGGGGGUCGCCAGUCACGGCCCAUCUGCCCAGCGCUCAGCACCUCCAUGGCCACAAUUCAGCAGGCACACUAAACUUAGAUGCAAACUUGGCCCUGUUGAAAGACAAAAUGAAGAUCCAGCCAAUAUUUAUAAAGCCCCACGCAACGUAGCUUCGACUUUCAAUAGAUUCAUCCACCAAGAUUACAGUCACCAGAUGCAACCAGACACGACGCGCACAUACACGCACAAAAUAACACGGAUAAAAGUAAUUUAGAGAAGGAACAGCAACUCAUCAUCACUGGGCUCAGUGACUGACGCAGAGGGGAAGCUAUUAGUUCGAAUCAUAAACGAGUGCCAUCUUGUGAUUUUCAUAGCGCUUUUACAUCUAGUCAAUAACAUAAUUAUCUAGAUUGUUUAUACAUUACUACGAGACCUAAGUCUAAGUGUAGUCGAUAUUUAAAUAAUAAACUCGAUAUUCAUCGUUGAACAAGAGAGGUUUAAAGCUGCUGCACACGCGCGGUCGCAUAGCUGAAACUCAAAUUGAAGAACUUGUGUAAAUAUACGUAAAUAAAGAUAUAGAAAUAGAAGAGUGUGUGCAUAAGCGUUUGAGUUUGUUUUGUCCACGCGUGUGUGUCUGUGAUCUCAAAAGUUGACCGGAUUAGUUUGCCGGAAGUAAAGCAAGCGAGAAGAGGCGCACAGAGAAGAAACAGUAACAAACAUGGCGUUCGCAGCGGCAAGAAUGAUACUCAAGGACAAGAGGCGAAAGCCUAGCAAGGAAGACUUUGCACCACGUAAUAGGAGCAAGACACGCAGUGCCAGUACAAGUAGCUUUAGAAGUCUAAGUCAGGCUCGAAAUAAACCGGCCGACGGGACUGGUCACGUGAAUCAGAAAGGCACCGCGGGCCAAAAGGCGCCGCUCACCGGUGGCCAAAAGGGAGCACCGGGCGCUAAAUCGUCCACUAAGCCCACCACCAAGCCCAGCGCUCAAAAAGGCCAGGUCAAGGUCACGCCCAAGGCGGCCUGCGUCAAGACCACCGCCGGCAAGAACAAAAAGAAGGGUCAGCGACAGCAAUACGAUCUGAUUGUCACCAUCAAUUUGUCCGAGUAUGGGCUUACGGAGGACCAAGUUGCAGAGUUCAAAGAGGCUUUCAUGCUUUUUGACAAGGAUGAAGACGGCACAAUCACGAUGGCCGAAUUGGGAGUUGUCAUGCGUUCGCUUGGACAAAGGCCAUCGGAAAAUGAACUACGAGACAUGGUGAAUGAAGUAGACCAAGAUGGCAAUGGUACAAUUGAAUUCAACGAAUUUCUACAGAUGAUGUCUAAGAAAAUGAAAGGUGCCGAAGGAGAAGACGAACUUCGCGAAGCAUUUAGAGUAUUUGACAAAAAUAACGACGGUUUAAUAUCGUCAGUCGAACUUCGACACGUUAUGACAAAUCUUGGAGAAAAAUUGUCCGAAGAAGAGGUCGAUGAUAUGAUCAAAGAAGCAGAUUUAGAUGGUGAUGGAAUGGUUAACUAUGAAGAAUUCGUGACAAUCCUGACGUCAAAGAAUUAGUUCGCUUAAAUCCCAAGUACCACCGAGCAUAUUCGAGUAUUCGAGUAAUGCCCAUAUAUUCAACUCGUAAACGUCUACACUAUGGGAUACACACAAACAGCGGUAAAAACAAACUAUUCUUCAAGCAUACGACUAAUCGGCCAACAUCGAAGGACUAUGAAGCUGGAAGGAAUAAAAAGUGGGUUUGCUACGGUAAAAUCUCGAAAAGUCAAGAGUGCAGUCGUCAAGAUUUUCAAAAAAUUUACCAAAAAAAAUGAUGACGAAAUUAAUUAGACGGUGGAAAAGUUGAUGACUGAAUAAGCUUUACUCGCGUUUGUGGUGUUGUUUAAUAAAAAUUAAAAAAAAAUGUGGAUGCGUGGCCGCAUUCGUUUCAGACAUGCGGAUAUACAAAUCAAUACGUAUAUACAGCAAACACUAGUUUAUUACUGAGUAUAAUCCACAGGACGAGGUCUUUUUCGAUAAAAAAAACAUAUAUUAAUUAAAUAAUAAUAAUUUAUAUAACAUAUAAUGAUAAAGUAUGUAUAAGUUAAGUUUACGUUCCAAUCGUUUAGUUUGAAAAAUACCAUUCGAUAAUAUAUUAUAAAUAUAUAAAUGUAUGUGCAAAGAAAAAAAACAAUUACAAUUAAUCGCGCUGGUAUUUUUAUAACCUUAAGGAAUAGGUUUUCAAUCGUAUGCGUAUAACGAUGUCUACAUUACAUGGAAUACUAUAUACACUUGAGCGAGCGUUGGACACGUACAUAUUUCUACUUCUAUAAUGUAUACGUUAUUUUUCUACGAGUGUGACUGUGAGUCGACUCGGUUACGCUGCAUUAGGUGUAACAAUGGAUUUUUUCGCAUUUUGUAUAAUGAACUUGCAUUGCCUGCAAAAUACAUUAUUUCUACAUUGACUGUAUGAACUUUACUUGUUUCAUUUUUUUUCAAUUUAUUAAACAUGAGAGAAUACGGCGCAAUCUUCAUUCGAUAAAUAUUACCUAUAAUCUACGAAAGUUAUAUUGUAUCUUGUUAUAUGUGAAAGAUAAAAAAAACUGAUUACAAUUAACAAAAGAAAAAAAAAAUAAGCACAUACGCGCGAGCGAUCGCUCCAUGAAACAAUCAACAGAGCUUCGAUUAGCAAUUUUACAAAAAAAUGACAAAUUAUAGAUCUUAUAUAAUAAAAAAAGAAAUGUCGAAUGGAAAAUACCGUAAAUCAAAUGAAAAAAUUAGUUAGCUAGCAUGAACAAAUAAUGUAGUACUUGUAUACAAUAUACUAGACAGAUUUCCUUGACUAUGCAUUGCUGAAUGAAUAAAAUCAACGAAAAGUUCAUUGUGUUGUUACGUCUUUUGGAAAAAGGAAAGUCUGAUCUAAUUUUAUAAUUCUGUGCACCGAUGAUCGUAUAUUUAUAAAAUAUACCUCCGUUAUUUUGUUACCGCUGAAAAAUUUAUAACUUCUGCAUUACAUUUGUAAUAUUCUUUGCUAUAUAUUCUACGGCAUGUAUUGAUCGACGUAUAGCGAUAUCGUACAUGUGUGGUUGUAUGACUAAUGUCAUUGACCUCUUGCGUCUACGCAAAAAAAAUCAAGGUGAGUUAUAUGACGACAAAAAAAUAAUAGUAGCCACUGUGACAAAACAAUACGUACGGAGCCACCCGAUAUAUACUAAUAUAUUGUAAAUGUUUACAUUUAUCUUCGUCUUCUUACGUCUCUUCUACAGUAUUUAUACAGUGUGUUUAGGCAAACUUCAAUAGGAUACUUCAGUAUAGAUUUUUUCAAUUAUUCGAGAAAAAAUAUAUUAUGAUUUAUUGUGUCAAAAACAACCGAAGAUUCGUUCAAUUAUAGUUUGCAAAAUUUAAUUUCAAUAGAAAAUAGAAUUUAAUAGAAAACAACAAAUCUUCGGGGAUAACAUAAAGAUUCGAGUGGUGCUAAAAAUCAGUAGAUCGUGUCCUCUCCGACGUUUUUCGCUAUUGUUUGUACUGCAGCUGUGCUGAUGGCACCUCCAGUCAAGUACAAAUAUUAACAGUGAUUGACGAGAAUAUUCACAAAUUAACAAACGAAAUAAUAUAACCGUGAAACUCUUGAAUAGUUAGCCGUCUAUAAUAUGUAUAUCUUAUGUAAUUAUUAAUUAUACACGAUACGCAUAGUAGGCUAAAUAUUAAUAAAAGAAAUUGAGACCUAUCUCCCUCUGGGAUGAACAAUUUUUCGAUUUCAUUUAGUAGCUCCGUUUGCCUAAAUAAUAUUUAGUUCGCCAAAAUGAAAAAAAAAAAAAAUAAUAAACGAAACGUUGCCCAUUUGCCGCUGAUAAGAAGCCAAUGGUGUAUUAUAUCUAAUAAAAAGAUGGAGAAAAACAGCCGGGUCUAAUAUACGCACGGCACGGUUCUCAUUCCUGAUGAUUCUGCGUGCACUUUCUGUAUACACUUGUAAGCAUGCAAACAUAUAUAAAUACGCUAAUCUAGUCGAUGUAGCUAAAUACGUUACGUAUAUACACACGAGAGAGAAAAUCAAGCCCAAA
This is a messenger RNA of Trichogramma pretiosum, 4055 nucleotides long. RefSeq names its product neo-calmodulin-like. The coding region runs from base 739 to 1572 and encodes 277 amino acids. The transcript is spliced from 9 exons. Gene Ontology annotation, cellular component: myosin II complex. Gene Ontology annotation, molecular function: calcium ion binding; enzyme regulator activity. NCBI's taxonomy places the organism in Eukaryota, Metazoa, Arthropoda, Insecta, Hymenoptera, Trichogrammatidae. The record is from RefSeq and is a predicted model, not a curated record.